AUGCGUCUCUCAAGACCCCUGCACACAUCAAUACGCAUCUACAAUACUUUGAUAUCAUUUCCACGAUACAAGUCCACUUCAAGCACCCCAGAAUCAGCAUUUGCAUCGCCAACAUGGCUAUCAGCUCGCAAAGCAAGCGAACUCCAGCAACUAGCACGCGCAACAGGAAUCCAAUCAUCAGGCACAAAAAGCGUCCUAACUCAACGCAUCUCAAGCUCAUUCUUGAAUCAACAUCACCAAACAAAUAAUCCUAAUGAUCCCUGGCGAGUCUUAAGCAUAGACAUGGGGAUCCAAAAUCUUGCAUUUGCACAUCUUGUCGUGCCAUGUCCUUUCUCUAUGGAUAUUCAUACCAGAACUACAUCUCCCGUUACGCCUCCUGCAUUAACUGCAUGGCGACGUGUUGCUGUUUCAGAAUUUACAAAAGAAUCAGACUUGUCUUCAAAAAUAGGUUCUGAAAUACAACAAACACAAACAGAAUCUACGUCAGCACUUGAAUUCACCCCAGCUCUUUACGCGGAGACAGCAUAUAAACUAAUAACGACACUAUUAUCAACAUACAACCCCACCCAUAUCAUUAUCGAACGCCAACGUUUCCGAUCUGGAGGCGGAAGUGCGGUGCAAGAGUGGACGAUACGAGUCGGUGUAUUUGAGGGGAUGCUGUAUGCUGUUUUGCGUGCUUUAAAGGCCGAACGGGGAUACGGGCCUUUUGUAGAGGGUGUUGAGCCAAAGAGGGUUGUGGGUUAUCUUGGAGAGAGAGAAAGGGAGGGAAGGGAGGCGAAAACAGCGAGGGAGGUUAAGAAGAUGAAGAUUGAUGUUGUGGGAAGGUGGUUGGAUAGGGAGGCGAAUGCGGAUGCGAAUCGAGUGCAGCGGGUGCUUGUUGGGGAGGAGCUGGAUGCGGAUAUGGUAGAUGGGUAUUUGAGGAGGUGGAAGGGGGUUCGGACGAAGGGUGGAGCUGGAGCUGGGUCUAAGAUUGGGAAGCUGGAUGAUCUUGCGGAUUGUUUGUUGCAGGGUGUUACUUGGUUGGAGUGGCAGGUUAUGCGGGAGAGGCUUGUUCGGGAGGGGAUGGGAGCUUUGGAUUCGUUAGAGCCUGAGGGGGUUUGA
Molecule: messenger RNA, 1101 nt
Organism: Penicillium angulare
Lineage: Eukaryota; Fungi; Ascomycota; Eurotiomycetes; Eurotiales; Aspergillaceae
Exons: 1
Coding region: 1-1101 (366 amino acids)
Cellular component (GO): mitochondrion
Molecular function (GO): DNA endonuclease activity; flap-structured DNA binding; Y-form DNA binding
Source: RefSeq, a predicted model, not a curated record